This is a messenger RNA of Aspergillus lentulus, 1128 nucleotides long. RefSeq names its product diacetyl reductase [(S)-acetoin forming]. The record is from RefSeq and is a predicted model, not a curated record. NCBI's taxonomy places the organism in Eukaryota, Fungi, Ascomycota, Eurotiomycetes, Eurotiales, Aspergillaceae. Gene Ontology annotation, molecular function: DNA-binding transcription factor activity. Gene Ontology annotation, biological process: regulation of DNA-templated transcription.
AUGCAGCAGACGCCGGGAGCGCAACCGAAACCCAAAUUCGCCAGGCCGAAGCGGGUUAUUACCGAGGCACGGAAGUUGCAGAAUAGGGAGGCGCAGCGGGCUUAUCGUCAAAGACAGAAGGAGCGGUUGCAGAGUAAUAGGGCUAGGACGGGGGAGAAGGGGGGUGCUAGUCGGUAUCAGCAGCUUCAGCCGUAUCCUACUAAAAAUGUCGAAGGCGAGGCUUCGAGUGGUCCGGCUCAUGAAGGUUUCGGCCAGUCAUAUAUUCUGCCCGACGCACCAGAAACUCCGUUUUAUAGUAUAUCCGGUACAGAUUUGUCGGUCUCGACACCUUCUAGUGAACCUCUGCCAGCAACACAAUCAAUUAGCGGCUCGACUGUCGGUCCAUACGGGGGGGUAGGCCUCUUGGAACUCUUGCUUUCAAACUCAACGCCCAACUGGAGCCUCAACGUCGAUUAUCUGCUGGCUGAGUCCAAUGAGCAACCCUUCUGCCCGACACCCGCAGAAGAAGUCAACGACGAGAGCGCAGAACACUUCGCCACAAGCACCUCAAACCCGACCUCGGCCUGCACACCCCAGUUCUCCCGGCAGGGACACAGCCCCCAUUGUAACACAUCAUCAACGUACCUCGCAGACCCUUACAAAAACCGCCUCCAAACCCCCAAAACAAACUUUUUCUCCGCCUGCCUGUACAAUGCCCCAAUAAUCGGGAUAAGCAUCGAAGAGUUCUUCUCUUACAACUGUAUGUCCCUGUGCUCGCCCUUCUACCGCCAAACAACCUCCUCCACGGACCCUCAAAAACUCCUAUCCGACGUUUCGACGCCAUACCCUCUAGUCCCCGCACAUCUCCAGCCAACCCUCCCACAGGUCCUAAUUCCGCAUCAUCCACUAUUCGAUCUCAUCCCGAUCCCGACUCUAAGGUCUAGGGCAAUUAUUCUCUCAGCGGCCGUGCCACAUUUAGUUGAUAUGUUUGAGCUGAAGGGGGACAUUCUUCAAGGGGGUUUACUUUGUUUGGGGUCGGGGAGUGGGAGUGGGAGUGGGCAGCCGUGGGAGGUGGGGAGCUGGGAGGUUGCGCCGUGGUUUUUCAAGAAGUGGAAGUUGUUGUUGGAUAGUCAUUGGGGGGAUCUUUGA